AUGGCUAGGAAUUGCAGUGAAAAUGGCAAAAGCAUCAAAUUGUUUGGUUUUGAGAUCACUACAACGACGACGAUGACUAGUUCUGAUGCUGCAAUAAUAUCUGAAAAAGAUUUCAUGGGAAGGAAAAUCAAGAAAGGAAAUCGAUGGACAGAGGGUGAACAGAGAGCAUUCUUGAAAGGAUUGGAUUUUCAUGGAAAAGGAAGUUGGACUAACAUUGCUAAAGAUUUCGUGCCUACUAGAACGUCCACACAGGUUGCUAGUCAUGCUCAGAAGUACUUCGUGAGAUUAUUGGAUGCUAAUUCCAAUGAGAGAAAAAAGCGAAAGAAAUCAAGUGUUUUUGAUCUUCGUAUUGAAAAAACAGAGCAUCUUGAAAAAAAAACAGAGGAUACUACACAUCAAGCUAUUGUUCCAUUGGGAAAUAAUCAAGAAAGUCAUAAUGUGCCAAGUUUUGUACCAAAUUCCAUGAUGAAAAGUGUUCCAACAGUAAUGCCUCUUACUUGGGUUCACAUGUAUCCGUAUAAUGAUCAUUAUGCCUCUACAUCAAUCAGUACUACUACAUUCGACAAGCCACUUUCUGGGAUUUCUUCAUCUUCUUCUUCUUCUGAGGAUAAUAAUUUGGAGUUAAAGUUGUAG
Molecule: messenger RNA, 633 nt
Organism: Solanum verrucosum
Lineage: Eukaryota; Viridiplantae; Streptophyta; Magnoliopsida; Solanales; Solanaceae
Product: probable transcription factor At5g61620
Exons: 1
Coding region: 1-633 (210 amino acids)
Biological process (GO): response to ethylene; response to auxin; response to gibberellin
Molecular function (GO): DNA binding
Source: RefSeq, a predicted model, not a curated record